Menidia menidia (Atlantic silverside) is the source of this 2195-nucleotide messenger RNA. NCBI's taxonomy places the organism in Eukaryota, Metazoa, Chordata, Actinopteri, Atheriniformes, Atherinopsidae. The record is from the annotation of a GenBank genome assembly.
CGGUACGGAAGGCAGUGGGAUACAUCUGAAUUACAUCGUAAUCCGCCAAUUAGACGAAGAAGAAGAAGAAGAAGACGAAGAAGGGAAAAACGACAAAGAAGAAAAGCUCUCGUGACAGCUGUUUAGAAGGUUCUCGACGCAUGCGUAUUGGAAGUUGAAACCGACAGGGCUGUUUGAGUUUAUGAAGCUAAGCUCGUCAGCAACGUCACCGGAGCAGAAACAGAGCUUCCAGAGAUGCUUUGGUUUGAAGGCUCGAUUCCUGAUGCCAUUAAUGCCGCCAAGCAACGCAAUCUGAUCUUUGUCGUUGUCAUUGCAGGCGGUGAUGAGCAGUCGGCACAGCUGAUGUCCAGCUGGGAGGAUGGAAAAGUCUCAGAGGCAGCAGAGAAAUGCUGUGUGGCCAUCAAAGUGGAUGCCAGCAGCGAUGCCUGCGUGCAGUUCUCCCAGAUCUACCCCGUGGUGUGCAUACCCUCCAGCUUCUUCAUUGGAGAGAGCGGCAUUCCUCUGGAGGUCAUCGCCGGCAGCGUGGCACCGGCAGAGCUGAUCAAGAGAAUCAACAAAGUCAACGAGUUACAGAACACUGGAAGUACAGCAGCUGUACCGGAGGUCAGGGACCCUGUGGAGCCCCGCUCACCUGCCGGUGGAGCCACAGAGCCCAGCACAGCUCCACAGGUGCCCGUCCGGUCGGCAGCAGCAACAGAGGGCCCCUCAGGCUCAACAGCCCUCCCAGCAAAUGUGUCCUCAGAGCCUUCUGACAGCUGCUCUGAGAGUGAAGAAAACCUGGAUGCUAAAGUGGAAAGGCUGACCAAGAAGCUGGAGGAGAGACGAGAGCACAAGAAGAAAGGAGAAGAGGAGGCGGAUUUAAAGAAGGAGAUGGAGCGCCGGCAGAUGGGAAAGAACGUUCAGGAUUUUAAGAGGAAACAGGAGGACGACAAGACCAAGCGCCUUCUGGAGGAGAGGAACAGGGAGAAGGCAGAAGAGAAGGCAGCCAGGGAGCGGGUCAGGCAGCAGAUUGCCAUGGACCGAGCUGAUAGAGCAGCACGCUACGCCAAAAACCAGGAGGAGGAGAAGGCUGCCAGGGAGGCCCUCACACGGGCCAGGCAGGCCGAGCAGGAGGCCAGGAAGGAGACUCUGCUCAGAGAGAGGAGUACCGUUGCACGGAUACAGUUCCGGCUCCCAGACGGUUCAUCCUUCACCAACCAGUUCCCCUCACAGACCAGACUGCAAGAGGCCUGGGACUUCGCUGUCAAGGAAGUGGGCAAUCGCUAUGGUAACUUCUCCCUGGCAACCAUGUUCCCUCGGCGAGAGUUCACAAGCGAGGACAUGAACAAGAGUCUGGUGGAGCUGGAACUGGCUCCUAGUGCUUCCAUCGUCCUGCUGCCUCAGUCCAGCAGGCCCUCCAACUCGGUGGUCCAGUCCUCUGGGGGGGGCAUCUGGGCAGCCCUGGGCUCGCUGCUCUACCCGCUGCUGGCCGUGUGGAGGUUCCUCAGCUCUUUUCUGUUUUCCACCCCGAGCCCUUCAGCAGCAGCCGCCUCCAGAGGGCCGGUCCAGCAGCCCAGCUCCUACGCCCACGCAGAGCCGUCCUCCAGCAAAGCCCAGAGAGACCCCCCCUCCAAACAGACGUUGGAAAACAGGCCCAAGGACUUCAAAAAGGACGGCAAGAUCUGCCGGCUCCGGACCCAGGAGGACAGUGAGGACGACAACAACACCUGGAAUGGGAACUCCACCCAGCAGAUGUAGAGGCUGGGCAGCAGCACCUGACCCCGCCUCCCCCCCUCCUGGGGCUGGGGGCCCCCUGCCUCCCCCCCUGGGGCCCCCAGCCUGUGUGUUUUCUCUCUCUCUGACUCUGUUUCUGGCCUACAGCCCUGCACACUGCCUGCAUGGAUAGGUUCUCUGUACCCCCCCCCCUUCAGUCUUAACAUGCUGAUUAAAACCUGAUUGACUCCUGAACCGGGCUCAGGCUGCUGAGCUAUUUAAAAAUGGGCCUCUCAUUUAGGCCCCUGUUGACAUCCUGCUAUGGGGCUGCUAGGCCCGGGAAGCCAUUCCCCACCAAUGAACGGGGGCUCAUUCUGUUUCUGCUAUUUAGUCUUAAGGGCUCAUAGCUGCUGGCAAAGGUGCAGCUGGCUGUGGCUGGGUGGUGCCCCCCCCCCCGGCUGAGGAGUGUGACUUUGUGCUCCUGCUGUAGUUCUUCUCAUUCA